Molecule: messenger RNA, 672 nt
Organism: Phytophthora infestans T30-4
Lineage: Eukaryota; Oomycota; Peronosporomycetes; Peronosporales; Peronosporaceae
Exons: 2
Coding region: 1-672 (223 amino acids)
Biological process (GO): mannan biosynthetic process
Cellular component (GO): Golgi apparatus
Molecular function (GO): alpha-1,2-mannosyltransferase activity
Source: RefSeq, a predicted model, not a curated record
AUGUAUCCGAAGCUUCUUGCGAGCGUCUACUCGACUGUGCGAUUACUGCGCUUCUACAACUGCUCGCUGCCUGUAGAGUUGUGGUACCUCGAGAAUGAAAGGGGCACUAAUCUGCUAAACGAGUCGCAAACACGUGUGGACGGAUUUAACACCAAGGUGUUUGCAUUGGCGCAUUCAGAGCUUGACCAGAUAUUGUUCCUUGACGCCGAUAAUUCGCCAGUUAGGGACCCGACGUAUCUCUUUACGACACCGACAUUUGUGGAGAAUGGUGCAAUUUUCUGGCCGGAUUUCUGGCACCCGAUGAAGACAAUCUUCAACAUUAACAAAGAAUCGUUUUUGUGGGAGCUGGUGGGCACACCAUACGUGGACAUGUUCGAGCAAGAAAGCGGUCAACUAUUAAUCGACCGGCGCAGAUCGGAAGUAGCGCUGGAGAUCGUGCAGUUCUUGGCGCUUCGAAAGCCUAAUCACUUCGAGCGCCUCAAACUGCUACAUGGAGACAAAGAUCUUUUCCGUUUGGCGUGGCUGAAGACCAACACCUCAUUUCACAUGAUUCAAACCCCUGCUGCGGCUGCAGGUUCUGUAAUUGGCAACCAGUUCUGUGGCAUGACUAUGGUACAGCAUGACCCAAGGAGAAAUUUUGUUCUUACACCACAACGGCAAGAAGCUGAUUAA